Brassica rapa (field mustard) is the source of this 1263-nucleotide messenger RNA. RefSeq names its product pyridoxal 5'-phosphate synthase subunit PDX1.3. Gene Ontology annotation, biological process: pyridoxal 5'-phosphate biosynthetic process; pyridoxine biosynthetic process; amino acid metabolic process. Lineage: Eukaryota; Viridiplantae; Streptophyta; Magnoliopsida; Brassicales; Brassicaceae. The record is from RefSeq and is a predicted model, not a curated record. Gene Ontology annotation, molecular function: amine-lyase activity.
GACUCUCAGUAUAAAGGCGAUAUCUAAGAUAGGCGAGGAUGGGCCAGAAAUCAAUCUUCUUCCCAUUUCUCCACAAAACUUAAUUAUUAUUCUCUCUCUGAUUCCGAUAAUGGAAGGAUCAAGCGUCGUGGCGGUUUACGGUAACGGUGCGAUAACGGAGGCUAAGAAAUCUCCCUUCUCCGUUAAGGUCGGUCUGGCUCAGAUGCUCCGCGGCGGCGUUAUCAUGGACGUCGUCAACGCCGAGCAAGCCCGCAUCGCGGAGGAAGCCGGUGCUUGCGCCGUCAUGGCUUUGGAGCGCGUUCCCGCUGAUAUUCGCGCUCAGGGAGGCGUCGCUAGGAUGAGCGAUCCACAGAUGAUUAAGGACAUCAAGCAGGCCGUUACGAUUCCGGUGAUGGCCAAGGCCAGGAUCGGUCAUUUCGUGGAGGCGCAGAUCCUCGAAGCGAUCGGAAUCGAUUACAUCGACGAGAGCGAGGUGCUGACCCUCGCCGACGAAGACAACCACAUCAACAAGCAUAACUUCCGGAUCCCUUUCGUCUGCGGCUGCCGCAACCUCGGCGAGGCUCUGAGGAGGAUCCGCGAAGGCGCGGCGAUGAUCAGGACGAAAGGUGAGGCUGGGACUGGGAACAUCGUGGAGGCCGUGAGGCACGUGAGGUCUGUUAUGGGUGACAUCAGGGUUUUAAGGAACAUGGAUGACGACGAGGUCUUCACUUUCGCCAAGAAGCUUGCCGCUCCUUACGAUCUCGUGAUGCAGACCAAACAGCUUGGCCGUCUUCCCGUGGUUCAGUUCGCCGCAGGUGGAGUCGCUACUCCGGCGGAUGCGGCUCUCAUGAUGCAGCUUGGAUGCGACGGUGUCUUCGUGGGUUCAGGUAUCUUCAAGAGCGGUGACCCAGCUCGUAGGGCGCGUGCGAUUGUUCAGGCGGUGACUCAUUACAGUGACCCGGAGAUGCUUGUGGAGGUCAGCUGUGGGCUUGGGGAAGCAAUGGUUGGGAUUAAUCUCAACGAUGACAAGGUUGAGAGGUUCGCUAACCGCUCUGAGUGAAACCAAACAAAUGGUUUAAAUUUCAGACAGAAAUGGUUUCAGACCAUUUUUGCUUGCAGUAAUCUCAAAAAAAAAAAAGAAAAAGAUGAUAUUUGAUAGUUUGUUGUAUCAUUUCGUGUUUGCCUUAUAUAUCUUUGAUUAGUGUUUUUUUUCUCAAUGUAAUCGAUUUCUUCCAUUUGCAAGAACAAGUUGUCAUCAGUUAUAAUAAGAAUAAUAAUCUACUA